CAAAGGCGGCUGGGCAUAGUGCCGAGAUAACAGAAACAAGUGAACUCUACUUCACUUGCCCCGUAGACCGUAAGAGUCUUGGAAUGGAUGAAGCAUUUUCAUACAUAAACAGUUUAAUUUCUGAAAAUCAGAAUGUCUCUGAUAUAAUAGCAGCAUUGGCGGUUCUGUCUGAAUUGCUAGACUCCAAUAAUGAAGUCAAAUUUAGAGAAAGUUUAAUAAGUUCUGGUCUCUGUGCAAGUCUAAUAAUGCUUUUAAAACAACCUAACCAACUCAAAGGUCAAUCAGCACAGGACCUGAAUCAGACUGACACUGAUAAUGAUGAUGCCAGCAGCCUGGAUAACAAUCAGCCUCUCAUAUGUCGGUUAGCAAUGAAAUGUCUGAAGUCUAUUUAUUCAGUCAACUUAAGCAUGAUAUUUCAAGAUUCCGCUUUAAUGACAACUCUGUUUAGCUAUAUCUCACCAUAUGCAAGGCAACAUUUUUAUCAGUUUAGUACUAAAUAUAACUCCAGGUUUAAAGAGCUCAUCAACAAUUGUGGUGGAAAUGUGGAGGUGAUAAUGCAUUGUAAUGCCAGAAUAGAUGUUCAUACAAAAGAAUUAUUUUUAUAUGAACCUGAUCUGGUAAAGAAUGCUUUAGUAGAUGCUAUUUACCUUUCUUCUGUGAAAGUUCCAUCAGGAGUAGUUGUUUCUGAUAAUCUGUUAGAUCAGGCUCUUGCUUGGAAGAAAAUGCCAAAUUUUAAAAGCUUGCUAAUGCUAGAAGAAAAACAGCCCCAUGAAAUCUGGCAAAAGUCUUUUGUUACCCGUGUACUAAAUGGUAACUUCUUCUGGAUGCUGUACGGAGAAGACAGCAUUAAGACUGCUGAAAAAAUUCAAGAUUUCCUGAAUACUCAAAGCCAUGAAUUAAUGAAAGUGGAACCCAAAGUUUUUGAUAUAGUGGCUGCCAAGAUUGAGAUAGACACAGAGAGCAAACUUUUUAGAGCAUGUAUUAUAUCUGAAGAGAGUGGGUCUUACACUGUGUUUGCUCUUGACUCUGGAAACAUAUACCAAGUAACUGAUGUUUAUUUUCUUCCACCUGAAUGGUCUGAUACCAAUAUUCCAGCUCUUGCAGUUUUGGGUUAUAUAGAAGGUGUCUUGCCCGUUCCCCUGGAUUCAACAACAGUGGAACUUGCAAUUGCAACUCUUUCUUCAAUAAUAAGAUAUGAUUCAUCAAUUAUUGAUCAAGUUUUGAAGGCUGGUAUUCUGGACUUUCUACCAAACUUGAUGGUUUGCUCUGACUUAGAGCUGGUAACUGAAUCAUUUUGCCUUGGUGCCCAUCUUUUAAUCAAAGAAGAUAGUCAGUGCUGUCAGAAGUGGAUACAAAUUAUCAGUAUUGCAUUAGAUACCCUUCAGAAAUGUGUGACCAAUGAAAGUUUAACACAUUACUGCUUACUGCUUCUUGCAAACCGGCUCUUUAUGUGUCCAGUGGCCAAGAAUCACUUUUACGAUGUAAAAGGUCUUGAUAUAGUCAUGCAUACUGGGAUCAUUUUCAGAGAAAAUAGGUUGAUUCAUGAAACUGUAGUCCAAGUUUUAGCCAACUUUGUUCAUAACAAUCGUCAACAUCCUAUAAUUACACAUUCUAUUAGUUUACAGGAAUACAAAGCUAAGCAGUUGCAAACAACAAGAAGACCAAAUGCUGCAGUUAAGGGCUUUGGUUAUGAGGAUUCUAGUGAUGAAUCAUCAUCUGACGAGUCUGAAAAUGAAGAUUUGAAGAAUAGGCCUGAUUUUACUGCACAUGAAGAGAAAACUCACUAUAUUUUAGGUGAAAAGGUAUUAUUAGAUCCUGUAGAAAAUGAUAUUGGCUUAUCCUGCAAUAUGAGUGCUGAAUAUUGUGUGAAGACAUUUUGUGGCAUGUUAAAUACUGGAUUAGGUGGAAAAAUUUAUUUUGGUAUUGGUGAAGAUGGUGUUGUGAAUGGUGAAAAACUUAGCCACAUCCUCAGAGAUGAGCUAAGGCUUGGUAUGGAUGAGUUCAUGACACAGAUCAGUCCAGCUGUCAUGCAUUCACACUAUGAGAUCGAUUUCAUCCCUGUGAUCACAUCAGAUGGGCAAGAUACUGAUCUUUGUGUCAUUGUUAUGAGCUGCAAACCAUUUCCAAAUACUGUUUAUUUAAUCAUUGAUGAUAACAGCUAUUACAGAUCUGAAGCAAACACUCUUGUUUUUUCCCACCAUGACAUCAGAGAGAAAUGUGUUCUUGAGGAAGAAUCAAAGCACUUGGAUGAGAUCAAAGAAUUAAAGAAAGAGUUAGCUCAACUUAAGAAGAGAAAUUCCUUCUUUUAGAUCAGCAUUGUCCACCACUUGUUUGCUUUAUUAACUCCAUCUUUUGAGUUCUUGAUUUUGCAGUCUCUUGCAGCACAUCCAUGUUUAUGCUACUUUUUAGUAAUAUUUCAUAGUUAACUACCAAAAAUUAUAAGAAAAACAUAGUAUUAGUUCUAUAGAAGGUAGCUGUAUUCUACUAUUUAGCUAUUACCAAAUAAUGGUAAUAGUAAUAUGGAUCUGAUCUCUUCUUUUAAUGUUAAUCUUGGUUAGAGUUAUUUUUCAAAUUCAAUUUUUACACUUGUCUUUAUUUUAGCUCAUGUUGCAGGAUUUGUCUAAACUUAUUUUAGAUCAAACUAUAAAAACUAAUAAAUGGAAGAUACAAAAAUAUAUAAAUAUAUAAGAUUUGUUUAUUGGGCAGUGAAUAGAACACACAAUCAUUAAUUUGAAUGUCUCCGGUGUGGUUCACAAUUUGAACAAUAUGGUGUCCUUGAGUCCUUCCAGCUCUCGUGGGUACCUGGCACAAGUUGGGGUAGUAAAUGAAGCUUUGCGGAGUACAAAAUGCACAAUUAUUUUCAUCUGCUUUGUAAAAGUACUUUUUCCCCACUUCUUUAUUAAUUUUAAACAAUUACAAAUUUUUAAAGUUUGUCAUUCUUGUAAAGGUUUUUUGUUUUAUGCACUGUACUUAAACUGGUCAUUCUGGACAAGUUUUCUCAAAUAUCAAUACAAUUUCAUAUUUUAAAUUUUUAAGUUGUUACCAUUUUUUUAAAAAUAACUUUUUACUGAUUUUUCAGUCAUUGCCAUAUGUAAAAUCUAAAUUGAAAUGCAAUAUCAAUUCAAUUUCAUAUUUUUAAUUUCAAAUUUUUAAGUA
Messenger RNA from Physella acuta, 3156 nucleotides. RefSeq lists its product as uncharacterized. The record is from RefSeq and is a predicted model, not a curated record. NCBI's taxonomy places the organism in Eukaryota, Metazoa, Mollusca, Gastropoda, Physidae.